Telopea speciosissima is the source of this 685-nucleotide messenger RNA. RefSeq lists its product as uncharacterized. Lineage: Eukaryota; Viridiplantae; Streptophyta; Magnoliopsida; Proteales; Proteaceae. Bases 57 to 440 code for a protein of 127 amino acids. The transcript is spliced from 2 exons. The record is from RefSeq and is a predicted model, not a curated record.
CUCCUCCUCUUCUCUUAGUUCAACCAAUCUGCAAAUCUUCUUCUGUCAGAUUCGCCAUGGCAUCCUCGGCAUCAAAAUCGCUGUUUCAGUCGCUGAAAAAAUUCUUCAAGAAACCAUGGGAGAUCACGGGCCCUUGUGCCAGCCCCGAGUACAAGCUCGCAGUUCCUGAUGCCCUCGAGUACCGCAUCUACUGCCCCGCCUCUGAACCACUGAAGGCUAUCGUCCCCACUGCCAACCCUGAAACCGUCUACGAUAUCAAGUACUACUCUCGCGACCAACGCCGCAAUCGCCCACCCAUUCGACGAACCAUUCUGAAGAAGGCCGAUGUCGAGAAGAUGAUGAAGGAGACGACUUUCGAUGUAAAUGACUACCCUCCCGUUUAUCUCACUGCCAAGAUCGAAGAAGAUGAAAACGCCAGGGGCGGAGGAUAUCAGAAAUAGGGUUGGGAGUGGUGGCAAAAUAUGUAUACCAUUGACCCAUUUAAUAAUCUCUCUCUUGUUCCAAUCAGUGUUUGGAAUGAUAUUUCAUGAUAACAGCACUGGCCCAAUUGAAUUUCAUAUUCAGUUGGUAUGUAGUGGAAAAGGGUUUGAUUUCUACUUUUGAUGUGUUUUUACAAUUUAAUUUGUAUUUGUUGCAUCACUAGAUCAACUGACUUGUGGAAAAUAAAGAUAUUAAUAUAUCUCCA